UAUUUUUCGUCGCGCAUGCACACAGCUGGCGGAUAUCGACCUGCGAGACACACCAGGGAAGGAACGCAAAGCAUCAAGCAAGCAAACAAGGCUGGCUCACUCGCUUGUGCACCCCUCUUGCGAUCUGCAGAAGCGCAGGGAUCCAGCCACUGUUUGGGCUUUGCACAAAGUGAUAUUGUGACAAACGCAGAAGCAGGCCACCGAACAGACGUGUCUUGUUGUUUGCUUGCACUCUGCUGUUGCCGUUGAGUUUGCAUUUGUGGCCCUUUGUUAGCUUGCCGCUCCAACGAUUGCACGCCACCAUGUUCUGGGAAGAGCUGCAGUUGCACACGGCGUCCAACCUGGACGAGGUGUUUGAGCGUGAGAGUUUCACGCUGGAAGACCUUCUCGAACACGAGGCCAUGCUGCAAGAGUACCGCACAAAUAACCUGAACCUCGUGGAGUUCUUGGCGAAGGACGAGAGCAUCGAGAAGAUGAUCAACUACAUCACACAAGAGCCAACGCACGACAUGGACGAGAAGACACGCUUCAAGUAUCCCGACCUUGCCGCGGAAGUGCUGAGCGCAGACGUGUCGCCAACGGUGGUUGAUGCACUGAUGAAGGAGCAGCACCAGCAGAAGCUUUGGGCGUUUCUUCAGCAGGACGGCGAGCUGCACCCGCUGCUGACCAGCUUUGUAUCCAAGGUCCUCCAGUCCCUCUUCUCAAGCAAGACCGAAGAGAUGACGACGCACCUGAAGGAGCACCCGGAGCUGCUUGAGGCCGCGUGGAAGCACAUCAAGCUCCCCGCCAUCGCCACGUUUGUGCUGAAUCUUGCGACGUCGGACUACGAGCUUCAGUCGUGGCUGGCAGACGCGUUCGAUCUCGUCGGCAAGGCGCUGGCUGAGCUCGACCCUGCGCACCAGCGGCCCCGCAGCGAGCUCGCAAACGUCGAGUUUGUGCUGCAGGAGAUUGUGUACAGCGCGCGGCGUGACGGUAUCGAUGAUAUGCACGACGCGAGCGACCAGGUGCACGUGGGCAACCCGCUGCUGUCCAUGCUGCUGCGGCAGGACACCAUCACGCAGCUGCUGCAGCACACGUUUGGCGGGCAUGAGCCGUCGCAGGAGGCCGGCAUGAGCAUCCUGUAUGCGGUGCUGACACACCCGCCCCGAUACGAAGAUGAGCCCGAGCCCUCGGACGACGACAACGCACGCCUGCAGCAGGAGCUUGCCACCGUGUACCCCGCUGUCGUGCCCUUUAUUGAGAAGUUCGACGCAACCGUCCACAACACAGACGGUGCCGGGGCGAUUACGACGGCCUCUGGCACGACGCACCGGUUUGGAAGCGUUCGGCUGUCUGCUCUGCGCAUCAUCGCAGUCCUCUUCCGCGCAGACAACGACGCCGUGCUGGGGCGGCUGAUGGAGCUCAACACGCUCGCCACGUGCCUGGCGCUGUUUGAGAAGUACCCGAACAACAACUUCCUGCACAGCGAAGUGUUUUCUAUCCUGCAGCACUGCCUGAAGCAGCUGCCCGAGAUUGAGACCAGCCCGCUCGACCGAAGGCUCGUCCACGCACUCAAGGACGAAGGGCUGACGAAGACGCUUGUGCAGCUGUGGCGCUUCAACAAGAAGGAGGAGGCGGCAGAGGGCGGCCACCGCCUCGGGUACAUGGGUUACUACACGCUCGUCGCCAAGAUGGUGCAGCAGCUCGAGAACAGGAACCACCCCGAGCUCAACGCCAUGCUGUUCCCGGAUGAGGACGUGCGACAGGAGUGGAACGCCAUCAAGGAGGAGCUCGCCCCGGCCAUCGCACUCUUUGAACGCCCGCUCGGCGGGGAGAAACCGACCGGGUAUGAGAUGGACAGUGACGACGAUUUCUUCGUGCCGCCGGCGCUCAUGGGCAUGAUGCAGCAGAUGAACAGCGCAGACAACGACUUUGACAGCUCCGACUACGGCGACGACUACUACUCUAAGCAGCUCACCCCGCCCAUCCCAACAGACCUCAUGGGACAGGACGAGUCUGACGAGGUGCUGUCGCGCGCGUUCAACCCGCGGAUUGACCUUGGCUUUGGCGAGGAGGGCGUGUUUGCUGCCGGCAUCCACAUUGACAGCGCACUGGAGAACGACUACGAGGGCGACGCGAUGGACGACACGCAAGAGUGGCGCAUCCAAGCCAUUGGUGACGACACCGCAACAACAGCCGCCACAAGCGCUGAUGGUGCUGAUGCUGCUGAUGGUGCUGAUGCUGCUGAUGGCGCAGGUGUGGUCGAGAGCGGUGCAGCGAUGAACACGAGCACAGACUCGUCGACGUCAUCGGAGGGCGACGACGUCAACACCGCCACCGCCACCGCCACUGCUGGCAGCGGCAGCGCACACCCGGCCGUCAUGUCCUCGUCUGAUGAUGACGACGAUGCUGUUGAUGAUGCAGAGACGGCCGCUGCGGGCGAACAGGUGACACCGGGUGAUGAUGGCGAUGCCGGCGACGAUGAGGGUGAAGAUGAGGAGGAUGCUGAAUGGGAGACACGUGCCAUUGACACAUCCACGGAAGCGACAGAGCAACAGCAGCAGCAGGAGGAGGAGGAGGAGGAGGAGGAGGGCGUUGAAUUUCCCGAGCGCGACAGCGACGACAGCGAUGACAGCGACAACGAAAACCGGAGCGGGUCGUACGACUUUACACAGACGCCGCCAUCACCUCGAAAACCGGUGGACGUGCCGCUGUCCCCACGCAGUGCGCAGGCGGUCAGGCACAUCAGCCCAACACACAGCGACCGCGUCUCAAGCAGCCCCAUCUCGUCCUCCCCGAACGUAUCGGGGAUUGACUCGUUUCGCUCCAACGGCGAAGAAAGCAAAGACGACGCCCACAACAGCAGCAGCGACAGCAGCAGCAGCGAUGAGGCAGGCGACGACACCGACAACGGACGACAGGGGGACAGCAGUGCAUCCACCGCAACAGCAGGAGGGAGUGACGAUGCCGACACGCAGGCGGCGGUGGAGGCGGCCAGCGGAGCGCAAGACGUGACGGCUGCACAAGCAGGCGACGACAACGGCUCUGAGGCGCAGGGGUUCGUCGGGGAAUCACCAAGUGGACGGAGAAGGGGGAAGCGGUCGCUGCCGACGACGCCGACCAAGACCGUCUCUUCCCCAUCGCCGUUCUCGCCAGAAUCAUCCGCGUAGUCGCAGCCAAUAUGUGUGUGUGUGUGUUCAAGACAACGCAAUGGGGAACAAGAUAAUGGCGCAAGCACGAUCCUCGCUCUUGUUCCAAUGUCUCCCAAAGCCGUGUCCCUUCUGGCCUGUUUUCGCAUAGCGUAGCCCAGUGUGCAUUGCUUGUCGCUAUUCGUUGCUGUUCUUUCUGCGUCAUUUUCUUGCGUGCCUUUGCUGGCGUCCAUGGGUGUACAUCGUUGUAUGUGCACGUGCGUGUGUGUGUGUGUGUGUGUUGGCUCAUAAUUGCUUUUUCACAUUUUUCUUUCUGCAAGUGCUGGAACGUUCGUGCCACUUGUUCAUGUGCGCAACUUUGAUUGGUUGUUGUGAUUGUGCGUGCUUGCGUGUGUGUGUCUGUGUGUGUGUGUGUGUCCGUCUGUUCCAUUAGCCCUUACUUCAUUUCUUCCGUCGCUGCCUGUUGCGUUGCCUCGUGCUUCCUCUCAUGUUUCUCUGUCUCUGUUGUCAUGUCGUUACAAUCCCACGCUGUGUUUGCUUUAACAUACACCGUUCCUGUCCAA
Molecule: messenger RNA, 3691 nt
Organism: Salpingoeca rosetta
Lineage: Eukaryota; Choanoflagellata; Craspedida; Salpingoecidae
Exons: 15
Coding region: 303-3149 (948 amino acids)
Molecular function (GO): protein phosphatase regulator activity; protein phosphatase binding
Source: RefSeq, a predicted model, not a curated record